Molecule: messenger RNA, 2685 nt
Organism: Hyaloperonospora brassicae
Lineage: Eukaryota; Oomycota; Peronosporomycetes; Peronosporales; Peronosporaceae
Source: the annotation of a GenBank genome assembly
AUGACGACGGGCAGAGGUACCGCUGGCAGUGGGUCUCGUGGAGGCCGCCGAGGGCGGGGGCGGGGCACCAGUGGCACUCGAACGCACGGAAGGGGUCAAACACGAGGACGAGACGGUGGCCGUGGAGGUCGAUCAAGCGGAGGCAGCGCUUGUGGUCGAGCGACAAGUACAGUCCGCAACGAGCAGGUCGCGUCCAAUCCGUCGAGUUUGCAGUUCAUUCGGUCCACGUUGAGGCGCUGCCCGAAUCAUAGGCUCAAAGAGGUGCUGGACCAGCUGGAGAAGCCGUGGCUGACUUGCUGGCAAGAGGUCGACCGGCUCCCGUUGGAUGCCUUGCAAACCCUCUUGUCAGCCGUAGCGCGUCUGCCAUUCUCGGCGGCGUCGCGUGCGCGCGUGCCUCUGCCUGCAAUUAGCAAAGCAGUGAGCGCGCUACUAGCGCAAGCGACGCACGUCGAAGGCGAUGCGUUCGACGAGAACGACGUCACACUUGAAGGCGUGAAACUCGUGGAUCGAGUGGUGACGAGUCUACUAAAAGCUACGUGGGACUUGAACCGAGACGAUGUGAAGGAUGCACUGGACGAGAUGAUUGCUCAAGCAGACGCGAGUUUGAAUAUCCGACUGCAAGCACAUCGUCCCGUGCGAAGUCGAUUGACUGCGUUACUAAGUGAGGUCGAGAAGCCAUGGAGCAUCAAAGUGAUAAAAUGCGAGGCUGUCUCAGUCGACGACAACGUCAUGUUAAUUGAUUGGCGGCAUCCAACCGUGGCGUGGCUGGCUGACUACAAGAGUUUUCAGCCGGCGCAAUUGCCAAAGAUGCAACUCGCUCGAGCUAACGAAGGCAGAGUGUAUCGAAGUAAAGACGAAUACUUUGCGACGAUUGUGCAACUAUGGAUUGGAAUGACAUUUGUAGAAGGUAACAACGCGUUACUACCGCACUGCACGGUGAAGAUGGGGGACAAAGUUUGUGACCAACCACUGUGGCCGUUUCCAGAGAAGAAUAGCGUUACGAAUUGCAAAAACUCGCAAUGUGAUCGAUAUGCAACCUUCUUGUGUGUGCACCGACAGCACGCCAAGGGAUACUGUAGCAAGUGUGCUGGCGAAUACCAGCAGAGAUUGCGAGGACCACCGUCCAAGCAUGCCUCGACACACAUCUAUGACGGGACCAUUUCGCAAAUCAAAUAUGACGGCACCAUUUCUAUUGAGCAAGUGGCAUCACGGAAACCGCCAAUAAAUCCCAUCCACUGGAAGACGACCAAGCGACUGUCAAGUCCUAACUUGGUAGGUAUCGUGAGACUUUCUAAUCGCGGCGUAUCGCUGCGGAACUCGGAUGAAAUUUAUUGGGGAGAGAUUAUCUUCCAGGGCAAAAGUUUUGACGAGUAUAAAGCUCGAGAGAUUGGAUGCUUGACGUUGCGUCUCCUUCAGUAUCUUGAUGAGCCAGGAAAUACCAUGCUUACGCAAAACCCGAGUGCUGGAAACGCAAUUGCAAUCAUUGAUUGCCAAACGUUUGUGCCGGAAUUUAUUCCAGUGUUAAAGGCGCUGGAGAAGCAACGUCAAAUGCCAGUGCCAUUCCAAGAUGGUGCACUUCUCAAUCUAUGCGAGCAAGCCGACUUUAGUCUUGAACAACUGGCUGUCGUCGAGGAUGCGAUUGGCGACGAGAGUAUUGAGUCCACUGCGAGCGAAAGCGUAGCUGACACAGAAAAAUUGGUUCGAGAUGUGAUUUGUGCAUCACUACUUGACCCGAUCGUUGAUAUUCGUCGAGAUGAGGCACUGCGAGGUCGUCUAGUAAUAUCACUAGCGGAGCUGGUAAAUAGUGCAACGCUUGAUUCAGGCCAAUUGAAAAGUUUCGCCAAGGCGCUAAUAUUUCCCGUGCAUUGUACGCAAGGACCACCUGGAACAGGGAAGUCGUACUUGGGUGUCGUUGUCGUCCGCGCUUUGCUCAUUGUGCGAGACUUUUGGAAACUAAAGAACCGUGAAGUCGGUGACCCUCCGAUACUCGUUUUGUCGUACAAGAACCACGCAAUUGACGAGUUCCUACUAGAAUUGCUCCGAUCAGAUCCCGCGCUGGACCAUGUCUCAAGAGAUUCUGGCUUUGGAACAUAUUAUCGUGGAAACAGUUUUAAGAAACUCGUUCGCAUUGGAGGAGGAUGUAGUGAACCAGAGCUUGAGCAGUAUCGAGAGCGCAAUGUUGCUCGUUCCGAUCCACAAGUGCAGGUCGUUUCCGAGCGCAUUGAUGGUUGCCAGGCAUUCCGCGAGGAUUGGAUCAAGUUUCGUGACAACUUUACGCCAAUUUUUGAGGCUCAUGCUACUAUUGUCGGCAAUGCUAGUUCAAUGGGUCUUGAAGAGGUUAAAGCUGUACAAAAGGCUGUACCAGCAGCGUCGUUGGUCGUGGCAACACUUUUGCAGAUGAAGAAUAUUCUAAAUAUUGAUGGUAAGUUUGGUGACAAGGUUGGCGAAUCGAUUGAUCAAUCGGUGCGAGAAAGUAGCGAGAACGAGGACGAAAUGAAGGGCGACUCCGGGUGGGAGUCUAUCGUGGAUUUAGUGUACCAGUGCGUUGUUUCUUCACCUAUCGAUGCCGUGAGAUGUGUGCUGAAGAAAAAGCCGGUGCUCAACAAUGGGGAUUUUGCAGGCUUAUACGAAGAAUUAGCAACGAUCAACAAUUUUGUGAAGACCAUGCCUGCUUCGUAUGCUUAG